Medioppia subpectinata is the source of this 3006-nucleotide messenger RNA. The record is from the annotation of a GenBank genome assembly. Lineage: Eukaryota; Metazoa; Arthropoda; Arachnida; Sarcoptiformes; Oppiidae.
UCCGCUAAGGAAAGGGUGAAGAAGUUGGAGGAAGAGUUGUUCCGCAUUAAGAAGGCGUCGGACGACAGUGAGUCCCAAAUGUCCAGAGCCUACAGGAGACGACUUAUGGAGAGCGAGGCCGGGAGGGAACGCAUGGACCGACUCGAGAGGGAUAGAGAGGAACUCGCUUUUCCAAUGAGUCGUAAGACCCAAACCAAAGCCCCGGAUCUUCAACACCAAUAUCCACUCAAAUUGAUAUCGAGGUCUACGCAAACUAAUGAGGUCUCAAAUAGCGAUGUGUCCGUCAAUACAGAAAUUGACUUCAGACUAAUGAGCGCACUAUUGGACAAGUUAUUAACCGUGAAGACAUCGGUCGCCGUUCAGACCAAUUGGAAGAGUGAUGUGAUUGAGACAAGAGAUGCGUCCGUUUCGACGGAUCGUAUAUUUCGGGAGCGUUUCUCUCCUCUGCCCAACACUCGGUCGAUGUCCGCACAGACAGAGGUCUCGUCACUCAGAUAUAAAGACGAAUCGGUGGCAACUGAUCCACAGAUUACCGGCCAUCGACACAGAACGAGAUCACUUCGUGAGCCAAUAGCCGUACGAUUAUCAUCAGGUGUUCAAACGGACCAGAAGUGGAUAUCACGCAAAGACGUCGCCUGUGAGGCAAACUUCUCGUCGUUUUCGUCUGAAUCGGAGGACUCGGCGGUUGUGUCCGCCUAUCCGAAGGGCUUUCACCCGAAAACCGGUCAACUCCUCGACCAAAGCCUAUUAGCCAACUAUUACAGACCAAGUGAUCCAAACGCUGCCAAACCCACUGCCACCGGCUUAGGUAGAGGUCGCGCCGACCAGAGUGUGUACAACACGUAUAGACCGUCCAAAACUCCGGAACCGAUUAUCGAAGAGUACGGCACAAGUCCUACGACCACAUCGUCCGACUCGUCCAACUCUGAGGGCGACUAUAGCUGCGAGAAUGUGAGAGAAAUAUAUCGGGAAAAGUACUCGGAAUACAAGUCGGCGUCAAAACCCGUUCAGAAGAGCUAUUAUCACAUGAGAUCUGAGGAGAAGAAAAUCAAUUUCGAUUUCAACGACCGGAAGAAGCACUCAAAGGAUAGGCAACAGGUGUUGGAAACCUCUCUUCAGGAUUACGAUCGAGAGCCGCACCGCCCGGAGCUCAGACACAAACUCACUGCCGAUAAAAGACCUGAAUCUCGUCACGACAUCCAUAGAGGACCGGAACCGCCGGCGCCGCCCAUCACUACUCCUGCGUCCAAACCGUUGCCAAUCACGCGAUCGAUCGAAACCCAAACCAACGGUGAGCUGACAGUGACGUCCACUACUACUGAACCACAGUUGCCGUCGAAGCCAGUGAUGAAAGUGGCGCCGAAGGACCUGAAGACUGAGUCGAAGAUCACCGUUGAAGUGACGAAAGCGCACAAAAAGGAGAGAUCGGAAGUGACAUCACUGACCAAAUUGGACGAGACGUCGGGCAAAAUGUCGCGAACCACUCACGUCACCACAAGUCAACACAUCCCGACCGCCCAAACACUGCCAAACACACCGCAAACCAUGCGUCGACUCACAGAUGGCGGGUAUAAGCCGUCCUCUCAAAGCGCUCACAAACCGCUGUCGUCGCCCAUAAGGAAAGCCCAGUCCGAGAUCGACGUGACGCCAGUGAGCGGUGUGUCGACCCGUCCCGCGUCGGCCGACGACCUCUCGAUGCCGUCGCCGGCGACUACACCCCAAAUACCGACGACAAUGAGUUACGGCUCGUCUUUGCAUAGUUUAAAGUCGUCGCUGAAGAGUCCGAGUCCGACGUUUCCGCGCUAUGACAGCACCGACGAGAUAACAGUGCCAAAGGUUGGACGCGUCAGCAUUCAGGACCCGAUGCAUAUGGUGCUCAUCGCACCCCCGGAUUCAUUCAAUAAUAGCAAAUCGUUGGCAAUGAAUGGCAAACACACCGCCAGUCUAUUCAUGCCUUUGGAUAAGUCUAAAUGGAGAGAGACCUCCAGCUCUACCAUCUGUAAUGAGAUGACCACCGAUGCCUUCAAAGAUGACGACGGAGUUAUUCAAAAACCAAAAUCAAUAUCGAUGUCAACCGAAACUCUGAUCGAAAGCAAAGGCAGCGAAUCGUCGGUUAAGACCCGCUCGCGAACCGCCCGUCAGUACGGAAACGAAGCCCAGGAGAAGGCCAUCACUAAUGAGACCGCAUUCGCGGGACCGGCAGCCGACACACAGGGCUUAUUCGCCGCCACACCGGACCUCGUCGUCACCGGUGGUGACACUCGUGGAUACGCCAGAGUUUCUGAGCCCAGAGCCGGAAUGAAGAACAGCUUUCCGUACAUCGAGAGUGAGCCGACACACAGGGCUUAUUCGCCGCCACACCGGACCUCGUCGUCACCGGUGGUGACACUCGUGGAUACGCCAGAGUUUCUGAGCCCAGAGCCGGACCAAAGUCCCAAAAUGAUGUCCACAAAGAUGUCUCGCGUGGAGAGGGAGUCGUCGUCGACGCCUUCUCUGGUCACAGAUGUUCGCGCAUCUCGUUUCAGACCAGACGAAGACCUCACCAAACGGCUGGUGCACAACACGUCACGCAAGGCUGCUGUGGUUGAACCGCACGUUCAACGCGUACAGCCAGCCAAGAGUGACACCACCGCCGCCACCGCUGGUCGCGUGUCCACCGGUCAGCCGGUGCUCGUCCUUAACGUCCGGCCCUCCCUGCGGUCGCCACCGCCGCCAUGUACCAUAUCGUCCAGCAUAGCCUUUGACAAUCCCAGCUCUCAGAGUCGCGGCGUUAUCAUCAAAGAGAUCAACGAAGACGGAACUUCUAAGGAUGGCUCGACCGACACGUUGGACACGAAGUCCGGUGAGAUAAUGACUGAAACCAAUUUCCAACGCUUCAAAUCACCGCAACGCGGAGUGAACGGCGCCGACGAGACCUCUUGGAAGUACUCAAUGGAAUGCAAUUAUCUGAACGGCACCAACACUACUGUCCGUAAAUAUCUGCGAACAAAGACAAUUAAGUUAUAG